GCACACAUCCGUCAAUUCCACGAAAUAAAAAUGCUUUGGAAAAGAUAGCGGACAGCGUUCCACAUUACGGACCCAAGCGAGGCAUUGAUAUUGAUAACACUCAUUUACAUAACAAGGUAGACUGAUGGGUAGAUGUACACCUCGAUACAGGUAGGCGAUAGAUAUCCAGUAACAUUUACAGCUCGUCUGGCAGGAACAAUAUUAACGAUGCGUAAAAAAACCUUCCUGCUUACUGCGUGUGUUCUAAAAAUAACCUUGUCCUUCGUCCUGGGACAGGAUGGAGGUUUGUGGGACGUGGUUCAAACAAGAGAAAAUCCAUGUCGCGAUACAACAUGUGGGGAGAAACAGGAUGUGUGUGAAUGCUACCUGAUAGUUGAACACCGGCUCACCAUGAUGAUAGAAGAAGAAGGAACUCUAGUGGUGCCUAAAGGAGGUCAGCUUUAUGAUUAUGACAAACCAGGGAGUCCUAUAAUAAAAGCUGAACAGAUACCGUAUAUCUUGACGGCGGAUGGUAACAACUCUCGAUUGGUAAUUACCGUAAAUCGGCGAUUCCCUGGUCCACAGAUCACGGCGUACGAGGACCAGACUUUGAUUAUCCACGUCCGUAACCUGAUGCACACAGAUAGUACUACGGUACACUGGCAUGGUAUGCAUCAACAAGGAUCCACGUUUGCAGACGGCGUUGCUAUGGUGUCUCAAUGUCCCAUAGGGCACGGUCAGGAAUUUACCUACAAAUUCAAGGCCAAACCGCACGGCACCAGCUUCUACCACGCCCAUAUUGGUGAUCAGAGGACUAUGGGGUUGUAUGGAGCUCUAGUCGUGUACCCUAAACAGGAGCUCCCCUCAGCAACAAGACAGGAACAUGUUGUCACUUUGCAGGACUGGAACCACGAGGAUGAUGCAGCAACGUUAUAUCAACGUAUGUUAUAUGGAAUAUACGACCAGGCGAGAAAAACACCAUACAAGACAACGUCCUCCCGGGACGGUGCUAUGUACAGCAGGUACAGGUUCCAUUCCGGACUGGUGAACGGUAAAGGACGUUACUACACGUCACCUAAUGUACAUAACCAGGCUCCUCUGACUGAGUUCGAUGUGGCCCCAAACAGGAACUACACGUUCCGAGUCAUCAGUGCAGCCACCCUCUAUCCCUUCCGUGUGUACGUGGAAGGGCAUCCGACAAUAACUGUCGUUGCUUCUGAUGGAUUUGCAUUGAAACCAAUGGUUGUUGAAUCGUUCAUCAUUAAUCCAGGAGAAAGAUAUGAUUUCAUACUGUUUACAGACAAGCCUAAAGAUAACUAUUUACUGGUUGCACAAACACUGGAGGUAGAACGUGAGAUUACAAGACGUGGUGAAUACCACGUGGCGGAGGCUAUCAUCCAUUACGUCGGUAGAGCCAGAAACCUAAACCUUGCAAAGAGCGGCAAAAAUAUGUGUACAGCGUCAAAGAAAUGUGUGAUAUUCAAUUGUCCUUAUCUUCUUCCUACAUGUGUAAAUGAAAUCUGUAAGACUUUCAAUGACGCGAGAACAGAUGAUUUUAACUCCCGGCCACAAGAUGUCAGGAAUAUCGAUAACGAGCAUUUUUUCAAUUUUGCCUUCCCUGGACCUGGUGGCUUUAUGGAAGGGUCGGUGAAUGGUCGCCAAUUCGUGCCUCCUGUUUCUCCGGUUUACUCACAACCCGAAGAUAUCGAUACUCAGUGCGAUGUGAACUGUGAAGACCGGACGUGCCGAUGCACGUACACUCAAGAAAUAGAAUCCGGAAAAGUGUACCAGUUUACACUGACUAACCUUGGUAAUGGGAAAGGAUGGUCACAUCCGGUACAUUUACAUGGACAUUCAUUUUACGUCAUGAAGAUGGGUUUUGGACAGUACAAUCCUGGUGGUAAUUUGACUGAUUCAACAGCGGAUAUAUCAUGUACACGUGGGUCGAAGGGUUACUGUAACUCUCCGAUAUGGGCUGACGAGACUUGGAAUGGAGGAAACGUACCAGACCUAGUUUUAAACGAUACCGCACAAAAAGACACCAUCCUCGUCCCUACGGAUGGUUACGUCGUCAUCAGAUUCAAGGCAGACAACCCUGGUGCUUGGUUCUUCCAUUGUCACAUCGACCUCCACAACACAAACGGUAUGGGGAUGGUAAUUAUUGAAACUCCAGAGAAAUAUCCUGACGUCCCGAAAAACUUUCCAGUCUGCGGAGUCUUCAAAGAGGAGGAAAAUGACAGCGAGGAUUCGGGACUAGGAUUUGGAGCUGGAAUAGGUGUAGGUAUUGCAAUUAUUUUAGGAGUCGGUUUCCUGAUCGUUGUGGUGGUAUUGAUAGUGGAGAAGUGUAGAGAUUAG
This is a messenger RNA of Mizuhopecten yessoensis (Yesso scallop), 2334 nucleotides long. RefSeq names its product L-ascorbate oxidase-like. The coding region runs from base 133 to 2334 and encodes 733 amino acids. Gene Ontology annotation, cellular component: plasma membrane. Gene Ontology annotation, molecular function: copper ion binding; oxidoreductase activity. The transcript has 3 exons. Lineage: Eukaryota; Metazoa; Mollusca; Bivalvia; Pectinida; Pectinidae. Gene Ontology annotation, biological process: iron ion transport. The record is from RefSeq and is a predicted model, not a curated record.